AGGUCGUUUCCGGAUUUGUGCUUAGGUGUUGUGUGGUGUGGGUGUUACAGUGGUUGAAGAGACCUAGGAUUUGUCGUGACGUGUAAACUAGCGCCGAUGUUUCAUGGUGACAAAUUUAUUUGUUGGAACGCAUCUGCUGUCAGCAGGACCUUGCUGCGUUAUCCUGAAAGAAAUUCCUUAAAUGAGAUGGAGCGUUGAAUGCAUCCCGUGGGGUUUUCUUCGACGAACUGUCGUGCGACGGGGCAGUUCUUUAGAUCGCUGUGAUCUUGUCAAAGCUGUGCGGGCACAAGGUGGAUUCGAUUUGUUGUCAUUCAAAACAUGGAAUUGAAAGUUUGGGUUGAAGGAAUCCAACGUGUUGUGUGUGGGGUAACCGAGAAAACCACAUGUCAAGACGUUGUAUAUGCGCUCGCACAUGCGACUGGACGAACUGGUCGCUUCACAUUGAUUGAGAGGUGGCGAAACAAUGAGAGGCUUCUCGCACCGUUGGAUCAUCCUCUGCGUGUGCUUACUAAAUGGGGAGAACACUCAAACGAUGUUCAUUUCAUCCUUCAGCGAACGCCGCUCGAAGGUCUCAAUUUGGCUCAGCAACCAGGAAACCAAGCUCAGUCUGCCAUCAUUCAUCCGACCGUUCGACAAACCCCGAAUGUAGCCCAUUCGCCUAAUUCUGCAGGGAACAAAAUGCUUCCCAAUUCACACACUUUUCCCCCUCCGUUGUAUCGUGAUCCACCGAGGAUGCCUCCGCCUUAUCGAGAUCCGCCUCCUGUUGAUCCUGAGGUUCAUUCUUUCAGUAGCAACGACCAGGACCCAAAUCUGCGGAAUCAGUUCCAUGGGGUGAAAUCUCCCACCCCGACGCAUCGUCUGAAUAUGAUUAAGAAAUACAAGUCACAGCAGCAGAGCAACUCGCCAUCCUCUGCAGCCUCGGGUGCGCACCAUUCUCCGCGUUCCUACUGUCCUCCGCCAGAUGUGGUCAGUCAUGGGCCACCGCCGGCUCCGCAUCAACUAGCAUUACGAAAUCUUCAGGAGCUUGUAGAUAAUCAAAGAGCGCGCAUUUUGGCUCAGCAUGCAGAAUUGGCGAAGCUGGACUCGGAAGCGAAGGAGGCAGAAGAAGUCAUUCAAGAAGUCAAUCGGCUGGAGAAUAUCCUGGAUGCUUGCCAAAAUGAGGUGCAAGAAUUGCGUGUAGUGGAGGAUGACGCUCAGCAGAUGCAACGUCAAGAAAAAGAUUUGGAACAUAGGCUUUCUCAGCUUCGUUCUCAGUUGAUGACCUGUGAGAAAGAGCUGACGAGUGGCAGAGGAAAAAUUCAAUCGCUGUCGGAAGUGUUGGCCGUGGAACGACGUCAAGUGGACAUCGAAGAACAAAGCAGCGACGAGGACCGUCGCAUUCGACGAACUGGGAAAAAGAAAACCGGUGAAGCUGGAGCGGAAAUCGAAGGCAUGUUGCAAGAAAUUGACAGGCAAAAGGCUGCUAGUGAAGAACUACGACAAACUGCUGAUCGACUCGAAGAAAAGAUCCAAGAAAUUGAAAAGGCUUUGAGCGAGAAAAGAAAAAUCGCGUCGGAUCUCGCGCAGGAAAUGCGUGAGUUGAAUCUGGAAAGUUUAAUGGUCAUGCCGAUACCUGUCGUAUCUCCGGAUGCUGCUCGAAGUUCGAAUGAAGGAUUGUCAUCGAAAAGGAAGAUCGUUGGUUCCCCGAGACAGCUGGAAACUGCAGCACCGACACCGAAGAAUCCACAGGGUGUUUGGGUGUGACAAUCGUGGUUGAAACUUGCGUACUUUUGUUUUCGCGUGAGUACGUAUAAGCUUGAACAUGUGAUGGCGGAUCCGUUUCUCAAUCCGACCUGCAUUUACGUAUGUACCCAAACCCAGUGUUUGAUGUUACAAGGGAUCGUGGUUUGUUUUGCACCUUUUCCACUCGCUAUCGACAAAUUUUGAAGAUUCAGACUCCGUUCGAAGGAGUUAUGCGAUGAUUACGUCACACUUAGGUUGCUUGAAAUACUUCAUCGUUAUAGUAAUUGGUCUGCACAUGCUGGGUCGUGAUUCGAGAGAGGUUUUUGGUUGAACAUUUGUAGAAAAGUUACAUUUUACCAAACACUGAAGUGAUCCGUCCCCUUGCGAAAAAAAGAAACGGAUGUUGUUUUGAUCUAGUUAAUCGAAGCGUUGCUUCACUCCGUGCCAAGCGUUUUUUUUUUGUUUGUUUGUUGGUUUUGUUUUUGCUAGGAGGGAUUCGAAAAAUGUUGAGCGAGGGAAAAUUCUCGAGCUCCAAUUGCUGUUUUUCCGAGCCUUUUUUUAGCAUAUUUAUGUUAUCGCACUUCCCUGUAGUCGAGUUGUGAAGUGGUUUCGUAUCCGAAAGGAAAAAAUUUCCGUCCAGACUGAGGUGAAUUGGUGCAAAAGGUAGGAUGAUGUUUUCUUUUGCUACGUUUGCUGAAUUUUCUUUGAGCCAUUUUUUAUGCAAUGCUUUGAAUCCGCUAAAGAGCCAACUUUUUGUUUCUCAUGCAGCAGUGGUUCGAAAAAGUUGUUUAAUGUUGAGGUUUUUCGGUCGUUCAUAUGCUUGAACGUCUUUUCUGCCCCGUGGUUGAAGUUGGGCACGAUUGCGCAUGUGUUCUGAGGCAUUAUUAUCUUUCUGGAAAGCAAAAAACCAGGUUUUUCCCCCCUUUCUAGUUGCAAGCUUAGUUCAAGGAAGUAAAAUCCUGCUGAAGAGUCUUGCCGGUAUGUAAUCUGUGGCAACGGUGAUCUGAUGGAUUUGUCACUGAACUAUUUUGAAUCCUGCGUGGUUCUUGACCAAGUAGUUGAAUGAAAUGUCCAUGUGUGUUUGAAAAUUAC
Messenger RNA from Notodromas monacha, 2814 nucleotides. The record is from the annotation of a GenBank genome assembly. NCBI's taxonomy places the organism in Eukaryota, Metazoa, Arthropoda, Ostracoda, Podocopida, Cyprididae.